Molecule: messenger RNA, 1745 nt
Organism: Cottoperca gobio
Lineage: Eukaryota; Metazoa; Chordata; Actinopteri; Perciformes; Bovichtidae
Exons: 3
Coding region: 129-1292 (387 amino acids)
Source: RefSeq, a predicted model, not a curated record
UAAAUACUGAAACUAAUUAUUAUUUUCAUUAAUGAUUUAUCUGCUGAUGAUUUUCAGAAUUAAUAAUUUGUUCUGUAAAGUAUCAGAAGAUAGUGAAAUAUACCAAUUAGACCCUGCUGGCAACAGAAAUGAAAAAGAUGGCCGGCCUGUGCUGGAUGGCUCUGGCCUUCUUCCUGUCUGCUGGAGACAGUUUGGCUGCUGUGGACCAGAGCUGGCUCGCAAGUGUCAUAGAAGGCAUCAAGAAUGAGUAUGCACUCGGUGACACCUUCAGUCUGGCUGUGAACGUCCCACAGAACCAAGACAUAAAUGAUCUUCAGCAAGUCUUUCAGGAUGAUCCAGCAGACAAAGUGAAACAAACGGUUUCACAGGGUCAAGUGUACCGGGGCACACGGGUGGUGGCAGCAGCACAAUCACAGGCAGUGUCACGUGUUCUAGAAAACAUACAACCCUUCGUUAAAAGCAGUCAGGGCAAUUUCCUCAUCAUCUACUCUGAAAAAUCCCCAUGUGGCCCGACGUGUACAACAAAUGCAAAUGAUAACAGUACCUCUGGCGAGAUAAACGACAUCAUUCAGAACUGGAGUGGUUAUGCGUUUGUGUUUUCUAGAGUAGUCAAAGUUCCUGCUGCAGACACGUCUCAACUGUCUGAAUCCUUUAAACGACUUGGGAUUUCUAAACUUGGGCUUGAUAACAUAUUCCGUUGUUAUAAACCUAGAGAUGAUCCUUUUCAGUGCAGCAGCUGCUCCUCAGGUGGAGAUGUUACACCUUCAUGUGUUGCAAACGAUGCCCAGUCAAAUCAAGAACAGGGCGUAAGUGAGUCAACAGGCACAGACACAGGCGAAGAAACAGCACCAGGAGAAGAAAUGGGCGCAGGCAUAGGUGGAGGAACAGGCGGACGAGUGAGCAGGUGCAAAGGACGUGGCAGUCGUAAAGGAGGCUGUAAGCGUAGAGGCGGCGGUCGGCGUGGAAGAGGUGGGGUUAAGAGACAAUGCAAACGUACCGGAGGCUGUAAGCGUAGAGGUGGCGGACGGCGUGUAAGAGGUGGGGUUAAGAGACAAUGCAAACGUACCAGAGGCUGUAAGCGUAGAGGUGGCGGUCGGCGUGGUAGAGGUGGCAGGGUUAGGAAAGUGCGGAAGCAAAGAAGAGGAGGAAGAGGUGGAAGAAGGGGUAACCCUCGAGGGGGGCGCAGAGGCAAAGGUAAACGAAGGGGCAAUUUUAGAAGACGCAGCAACCGUAGAGCAGGAGGUAGAAGCAGGAACAGGCGUAGAAGCAGGCGUGGGUGGGGACUGCAAUAAUACAAGGAUAAUAACUUUGUAAGGACUGAGCAGCACCCCAAUGAAGCUUACUGAGACAAAACAGUGCCUUAUGCUUAAUAAAAAUGCACGCAUUUCUUUCCCUUCGUACAGAUUUAAUGACUCCCUUCUCGCCCAUUUGACAUUUUUAAUAAAACACCUGAGUUUUGGCUCUGAUACGGAAAGGAUCCAUUCUUGUUCACAUCCAAUGUUUUUGUUACCUGAUGCUGCGUUCACACAUUCACACUCAACGGCUUAUUUCAAUUUUUGUAUCCAAAUUGAACUGAUGUUCUUGACUUACAUUAUUACACUGAGGCAAAAAAGAAGGGUUCAUGUAAAUUCACCUCAGUAUCUUUUGUGAUUAUAUAAUUGUACUCUGUACUUCUGUAAAGCCUUGCUGUAACAAAACUUCUGAUGUUUGUGUUCUUUCAGAUUAAAGCUUAGCUCAGCAUCUAU